Molecule: messenger RNA, 1228 nt
Organism: Cyprinus carpio (common carp)
Lineage: Eukaryota; Metazoa; Chordata; Actinopteri; Cypriniformes; Cyprinidae
Product: zinc finger protein 239-like
Exons: 3
Coding region: 1-1038 (345 amino acids)
Biological process (GO): regulation of transcription by RNA polymerase II
Molecular function (GO): DNA-binding transcription factor activity, RNA polymerase II-specific; RNA polymerase II cis-regulatory region sequence-specific DNA binding
Source: RefSeq, a predicted model, not a curated record
AUGGAGUUUGUUAAAGUGGAGGUUGACGACAUGAGUGCUCCAGAACCUUGUAGAAUUAAACAUGAAGAUACUGAGGAGCACACAGACUGGAUGGAAAAGAAACAGCAAAUACAUGAGCUAAAUGAAGCAGAGGAUGAACAUCGCACCUUUCAAGCUCAAAGAGCAAAAGCCAAAAAGCUGCACACCUGCUCUCAAUGUGGAAAGGGAUCAGGUGGUAAACAUUUCAUUUCGUCAUCAAAACUAAAAACACACCAGAAAGUUCAUUCGGGCGAGAGGCCUUAUGAGUGUUCUUUGUGUGGAAAGAGUUUUUCACGACUGGACAGUUGUAAACAGCAUCAGAAAAUACACGAUGAAGUGAGAGAUCACGUGUGUUGUGAGUGUGGGAAGAGCUUUACUACAGCUAGUCAACUAAAACAGCACCAAAGAAUUCACACCGGAGAAAGACCUUACAAGUGUUCAUAUUGUGACAAGAGCUUCACUCUUUCUGGAAACCUGAAAGCACACGAGCGAGUUCAUACUGGAGAGAAACCAUAUCACUGUACUCAGUGUGGGGAGGGUUUCAUAAGUACCAAAAACCUCCGUUAUCAUCUGCACGUUCACUCUGGAGAAAGGCCGUUUAACUGUGAUCAUUGUGGUAAAAAGUUUAAAUCAGCAUCAAAUCUAAAAUGUCACAUGAAUGUCCAUUCAGAUGAAAAGCAUCACUUGUGUUCUUUGUGUGGGAAGAGUUUUUCGAGACUGAACAGUUGUAAGCUGCACCAGAAAAUGCAUGAUGAUGUAAAAGAAUAUGUGUGCUGUGAGUGUGGAAAGAGCUUUACAGCUAUUGGCCAGUUGAGACGGCACAAAAGAGUUCACACUGGAGAAAAACCUUACAAGUGCUCAUAUUGUGACAAGAGUUUCACUGUGUCUGGAAAUUUGAAAGUUCAUGAGCGAGUUCAUACUGGAGAGAAACCAUAUCACUGUACUCAGUGUGGAAAGAGUUUCACUCAGUCAAAGACUGUAGCGAUUCAUAUGGAAAAGCAUUGUUUUGUGUCAGAGUGAGCAAAUGUUCCAAAUGUUCCUUCAGAUUCCAAUACAUUUUAAAGUAAGUGAGAUUCAGAUAAAGUAAAUAUGUGACUCUGGAGCACAAAACCAGUCUUAAGUCUCUGGGGUUUAUUUUUAGCAAUAGCCAAAAAACAUUGUAUGGGUCAAAAUUAUCCAUUUUUCUUUUAUGCCAAAAAAUCAUUAGGAU